CCAAAAUGUCCCCGAACUAAUUUUCGAAAGAAGAGAGUUUCCGAAAGGAAUCGCGGACGAAAUUUUUCGUAAAUAAUCCAACAAAAAAACAAUAAAUUCCAUUGAAAUAAUCCACAAAACCAACAUGAAUAUUCAAUGAAAACAAAAAUGAAUUCAGUGAAGACGUUAAUAUUAAGUGAAAGCCUUAAGAAGUAGAUUUCCAAAAUCCAAAAUUGUGAUCGCUCUCUCUUUCCGUGUUCCGUGCUCCGUCUCUCGUCCACCAAUCAGCCCAGCAGUGCUCUAGGGAAUGUUUUUGUUUUUAUUAUUUUCUUAUGUGGCGACGAGAACAAAAGAAAACUUCUUAUUUUCUUGCAAAGCAAACAAUUUUCGAUAAAUUUCAUUGUAUUUGAAUUUUUACCAAAAAAUAUAAGAUUAAAAUAAAGUUAUUGCAAAUAGAAGAAUAAAGUUCAACAUGUUAGUGACGACGACGACGUCAAAGUCAAAGACUCGUACAAAUUAUUAUCGUCUACAAUUAAAAGCGAAUCCAGCUGCAGCAGUUCCAACAGAAACUUAUAAAUAGAUUCGAUUUUACUACUACUCAGCUCCGUCUCCGUCUCCGUGUUGCUGCCAUCUGUUUAGAGAGGACGAGUGGUCUUUUCUAGUGUUGUAAUAUCAUCUGGUUCGGGUUAAGCUACCUCUAAGCAACAAACGCCCACUCGGGAGUCGCUAAUCGGGAAUUUGGAAUUUGCAUCGAAAGUUAGAAAAGAUAGCAGCUAAGAAAUUCAAGGAAGUCCCCGCGCGCUUUUGACCUGCUGCCCUUUUUAUUCAUAAUUCAUAUAUUCUCGUAUACCUACCUACAGUUGCCAUUUCCUACCUACCUUACGUUCUUUGUACAUUCGUAUCUCGUAUAAAUAGUCGUUGUUGAGUCGUUUACUUUACAUACAUAAAUUCUAUCUACUCUGCGCGCGAGUUGUAACUCCAAGCUUUGAUUUGGAUUUCGGUUUUGAUUUGUGUAAGGGACGACAAAAUGGGAAAAAUCGAUUGCAUGGUUGUAACGCUGUUGUUGGUUUUUGUGGCUCAAACAGUAUGCGGAUCAAUAAUAAACAGCCCCAAAGUUGAAUGCGAGCAAUAUAAUGAGAAGAAUUGCUCUAGAUCGCCAUCGCAAUGCACACCAGUUGUGGAAACAUGUAAAAUUGACUCGGAUAAGUCGCCCAGUUGCUAUGUCCUUUGGUCGACGGAUCCUGCGACAGCCGAAGUGAAAAUAACAAUGAAGGGUUGUUUCACUGACAGCCAUGAGUGCAAUCAAACAGAAUGCAUAUCCACUGCUGAGCCACGUAACAAUAUGAACUUUUGCUGUUGUAAAGGUUCCCUGUGCAAUAGAGACCAUAAAUGGAUCCCAACAUCAACAGAGGCUACAACUCAAGUUCCAAAAGAGAAAACGUCAGAUGAAAAUUUCUUGUACGUUUUGCUUGCCAUUCUUAUUCUGUCGGUUCUUGUGGGAAUCUUCCUUGCCGGACUAUUUGUUUACAAAAAACGAAAACAAGGAAUGUUCAAUGAAAUACCAAGUAUCGAAGCUGAAGUAACAAGUUCGUCACCGUGUCUGGCAGUACGACCAAUAGAAUUGCUGGAACUAAAGGCCAGAGGACGAUUUGGUGAUGUUUGGCAAGGAAAACUUCGUAACGAAGAUGUGGCAGUUAAAAUAUUCUCAAUGCAAGAAAAAGACUCAUGGAAUACAGAAAUAGAAAUAUACAAGCUUCCACGAAUGAAGCACCCAAACAUUUUAGAAUUUCUCGGUGGGGAAAAACACUUGGAAAAAAUGAAGCCCGAAUUGUGGCUUAUUACAGUUUACCACACAAAUGGUUCACUUUGUGAUUAUUUGAAAGCUCACACACUCACUUGGAAUGAUUUGUGCAAAAUAGCCGAGUCAAUGGCAAGAGGAUUGAUGCAUUUGCACGAGGAAAUUUUGCCAACAAAAACAGAAGGUCUUAAGCCAGCCAUUGCCCACCGAGACUUCAAGUCAAAAAAUGUUUUGCUAAAAAGCGAUUUGACUGCAUGUGUAGCAGAUUUUGGCUUAGCUAUGAUUUUCCAACCAGGAAAAUCUUGUGGAGAUACACACGGCCAAGUUGGCACCAGAAGGUAUAUGGCACCUGAAGUACUCGAAGGAGCCAUAAACUUCAAUCGUGAUGCGUUUUUACGUAUUGAUGUUUAUGCAUGCGGGUUAGUGCUGUGGGAAAUGGUUUCAAGGUGUGAUGUAAAUGGACCUGCCGCAGAAUAUGCCCUGCCAUUUGAAGCUGAGCUUGGCCAACGGCCGUCGCUCGAAGAAGUUCAAGACAAAGUCGUUGGGAAGAAACUUCGUCCCCGCAUUUUAGAUUCUUGGAGAUUACACCCAGGUCUAAGUGUGAUAUGCGACACAAUGGAAGAAUGCUGGGAUCAUGAUGCAGAAGCGCGGCUAUCCUCAUCAUGUGUUAUGGAACGUUUCACCCAGUUCAACAAAUAUCCCCAAAUGCCACUUUUAAUAGAGACUAACAGUGACAACACAAUAAAAGAUACGACGAAUUGUUUAUAAAAUUCAAUGAUACAUCAUAUUAGAUUUUAGAUGUGAAUGUUUUAUGAAGAAACAAAAAAACAAAACAAAAAUCAAAAUCAAAAAAGAUUCAAAACGCAUAGUUUCAUGUAAGUAGAUCCAUACCCCCUUAGAUUUAUCGCACAUCCGUUUUUGGUGUACAGAACGAAAGAUUUAAUCUUAAACAAAAUAAGAAAAUAAAUAAAUAAAUAUAAAACAAUAUUAUAAGAGUAAAAAAAACGCGCGUACAUUUUAGGUAGCUAUAAAUAAUUUAGAAUUCAUAAAAGUUAUACAUACAUACAAAAUACAAAAAUAUUGUUGACAAUUUAAAAAAAAAGUUGACAAUCGAUUCGAGUAAGUUGUGUAAUUCAUAUAAUUAAUAUACGACUGAUUGAACAUUGUUUUUUUUUUAUUUAAUAAUAAUAUGUUCAAAAAUUAGAAAAAUAAUAUUUUUUUUUGUCACACCAACAAUAAGUCUUCAAGCCAAUAAAGUAGUUUUCGAAAAUAUAUUUUGUUUAUAGAGGAAUGUUUAUUAAUUUUUUGUUUUUAUUUCAUUUAAUUAAAUGCAGCUCAAGGUAAAUGUGUUAGUUAAUUAUUUUUUUGGAACUAAUCUCACCUAGUAUUGUUUUUUUGUUUCUCUGUGCUUCUUCAAUGUUUUUUUAUAUAUUUAUUUAUGUUAAGCUUUUUUUUAUAAUUAAAAUACAGUUAAAAUAUGUCUGUCUGGCCAUAAAUACUAAAGUUAUAGUUUGAAAAAUUAAUUGUUUGAGUCAACAUACAUUUCAAACAGAAAUCAAAUAAAUUGUGGUCUUCCAAGUGUUAAUUUUAAUGUUAGGGCGGAAUUGUUUUUAAAAUUAGGAUCAUAAUCUUUCUCUUUCUUAGUUCAAAUUGUAAAAACAUCAUACAAAAUAACUUACAAUUCAGAAUUAUAAAUUUAUUUAAAAACAACCACGACCUAUUGAACAACAACUUUUUUAAGAAUAUUCUCUUUUUCUGUUGGUAUACACCAACAGGUUUUAAAAUUCAAAUUUUACUUCUUGGAUCUUAACUAUCAAAACAUUUUUGAUAGUUAAAAAACUGUAACUUUACUUUUAAAUUGUUUUAUUAGUUUUCUUGAUAUUUUUUAAAAAAUAAAUUAUAUUUGACUCCAGAUUUUAUUCGGUGUAAAUUAAUAAUAAAGUUUUGGAAACAUUAUUUUGAAUAUGUAUUAUAUCGCUUCUCAAAUUGGCACUAGUUAAAAAUUUUGUAUUCAAAAAUUUGUAUUAUAAAAAUAAACAAGUAUAUAUUUUUAACAGAGGGUAUUUAUGACUGGACAACAAACAAAAUCUAUAAAUUUUAAGUUGUAAGCAUAUUUUAUAUUUUUGUUUUCGGUUUGUUUAUAUAGAAAUUUUAAUUUUUUAAUUAAUUUUAUUUUUAACUAAUGCUUUUUAAGUAAAAUAAAAUAUAUAUUUACAUAAUUAUUUUUAAUUAAAGACAAAAAACAACUUUA
Molecule: messenger RNA, 4028 nt
Organism: Eupeodes corollae
Lineage: Eukaryota; Metazoa; Arthropoda; Insecta; Diptera; Syrphidae
Gene: put
Product: activin receptor type-2A
Exons: 9
Coding region: 1007-2545 (512 amino acids)
Biological process (GO): cellular response to growth factor stimulus; protein phosphorylation; activin receptor signaling pathway
Cellular component (GO): activin receptor complex; plasma membrane
Molecular function (GO): activin receptor activity; activin binding; ATP binding
Source: RefSeq, a predicted model, not a curated record